AUGAUUCGUCUGUUGUUUCUCAUCUGGGUGUUCUUUGUCUCAAGCCAGGGCCAGCAAUACUACGACUCCUCAACCUGUUCUUCAGCAACUCAUCCUGGUUCAAGAUACAGCUGUGAUUAUCCCCAAGAGUAUUGUUGGGCGUUCUUGCUGUACCGGGCGAACCGGGACUACCCGACGAUCUCGAACAUUACCAAGCUGUUCGGUGCUGAUCUCUACGCGGUACUUACUUUGAACAAGAUUGUAUCCCCCACUGAGAAUCUCCAACCGGGUAGAGAAAUUCUCGUUCAGAUCCAAUGCUCUUGUGCCGGCCAAUUUUUACAGAAAAACGUGACUUAUCCUGUCAGUGGAAGCACAGAGUUCUCUGAGAUUGCCUGCGGAGUCUUUGAAGGUCUAGUGAAAUCGGUCACGCUGGUCGACGAUAACUAUCCCUUUCAUGGGAAAUUCGCGAAAGCCGGGUCCGAGCUUGUCGUGCCCCUGACAUGCGCUUGUCCUGGUAAUUUUUCCCUAAGCAAUGGGAAAGUACUAUCCCUCGUGACAUACCCCAUUAUGGAAGGAGACAGCAUGAAUAAAGUUGCGCAGAAAUUCGGCAUUCCCGUUAGUGACAUUUGGGCAGCGAACCAUCUAGACUACAGGUCAACAGUUUAUACCAACUCUACGAUUCUUGUCCCUUUAACAAAAGAACCGUCUCUCACUUUCACCUUACCAAAUUCGCCGCCUCCCUCUCCAGGUUUUCUUCCUACAGUUCCCGUGGAGACGGCGACAGAUAGUGAGAAACUUAAGAACUUGUAUAUUGCAGGAUCCGUGGUUGGGCUGUCAUUAGUACUUGUAGCGUUGAUCGCUUGUGGUCUGUACUUGAAGGCCUUGAAGAGAUGGAAAGGCCGGAAAUUGCAGUCUUUCAAUACAAGAAGCUCGCGGUUCUCAUAUUUGUCCACGCUAAGCUCUCCGAGGUCGGGCCAUACGGGUAGAAGCUCCAGGACGUCCUGUUUGUCGCCAGAUCUUCUAGUUGGGAUCAAAUACUCAUUGAACCAAUACGGCAUCGAGGAGCUCAGGAAGGCGACCAAGAAUUUUAGUGAAGACACCAGGAUAGAUAGAUCAGUCUACAAGGCGUUGAUUAAUACUGUCGAAGUGAUGAUCAAAGGAAGCAACGUCAAAGAGACCCAUCGGGUCAUUGACGUGCACUCAAAGAUCAAUCACAUCAAUGUCUUGACUUUGCUCGGCGUUUGUUAUGACGAAACAAGUGACGACUCUCGGUCAUAUCUCAUCUUUGAGUACUUGAGCAAUGGAAGCUUAAGGGACUGCUUGUCUCGGCUGGGAAAUCCUCUCCAUUGGCACCGCCGGACCCAAAUCGCUUUUGACGUCGCAACUGGGCUUCAUUAUCUACAUCACUGCAUAUUUCCUUCUUAUGUUCACAUGAAUGUGAACAGUAGGAGCAUUUUCAUCACGUCCAACUGGAGAGCGAAGCUAGGAAAUAUCGGCCCAACGACUGCUAUUGGUUCCUCAAAAGGAAACGACCAUGACACCUCGAUCAGUUUCAAUGGAUGGAUCGCGCCGGAGCACAUGCUAAACGGAUUGGUCUCUGAGAAAGUGGACGUUUUCGCUUUCGGAGUGGUCUUGCUAGAGCUGAUUUCGGGUCGAGAGGACAUCGAUGGUAAACAGUUCAAAGACUCCAUCCAGUUUUUGGCAGGGGGAGGAAACGAAGGCGGGUGUUUUGAGCAACUGAGGGGCUUCAUGGAUCCGUGUUUGAAGGAGGAUUAUUCGCUCGCUGAGGCCUUGUGCUUAGCAGUUUUGGCCAAGGCUUGUGUCGAAGAUGACCCCCUGCAUCGGCCAUCUAUGGACGAUGUGAUGAAAGUGCUUGCGAGGAUGGUCUGA
This is a messenger RNA of Syzygium oleosum, 1869 nucleotides long. RefSeq names its product protein LYK5-like. The record is from RefSeq and is a predicted model, not a curated record. Bases 1 to 1869 code for a protein of 622 amino acids. Gene Ontology annotation, biological process: protein phosphorylation. The transcript has a single exon. Gene Ontology annotation, molecular function: ATP binding; protein kinase activity. NCBI's taxonomy places the organism in Eukaryota, Viridiplantae, Streptophyta, Magnoliopsida, Myrtales, Myrtaceae.